AUGGCAGGAAUGGUACCAGAAGGUUCCCAGUUUGAUGAGCGUCAAUAUGAUGCCAAGAUGAGCGAGUCAGUCUCUACUCUCUUGAUUUGAAUCGACAGCUAGAUAAUAAUAGUAUGGCGGGCAGUUCUAAUCUUCUCUCUGUAACCAUAUUUGGCUUUUCAUGCAUCAGACUUGUGGAAGAGGGAAAGGAGUUCUUCACCUCAUAUGAUGAAGUGCACGAAAGCUUCGACGCCAUGGGCCUGCAGGAGAACCUUCUUCGAGGAAUUUACGCAUACGGUAACAUCCUAUUUCUUCCGAUUUGGGGUCCCAGCUGAUGAAUUUAUCGUAAGAAUUUUGAGUCAGAGUCCCCUACAUUCCAUUUAAAUGCGAACCCAUUAGGUUUUGAGAAGCCCUCGGCGAUCCAGCAGAGGGGGAUCGUCCCCUUCUGUAAAGGGCUCGAUGUCAUCCAGCAGGCCCAGUCGGGGACCGGCAAGACCGCCACUUUCUGUUCUGGGAUCCUGCAGCAGCUCGACUACGGCCUGGUCAACUGCCAGGCGCUGGUUCUCGCCCCGACCCGCGAGCUCGCCCAGCAGAUUGAGAAGGUGAUGCGGGCUCUCGGGGACUUUCUCGGCGUGAAAGUCCACGCCUGCGUUGGCGGAACGAGCGUGCGCGAAGACCAGCGCAUCCUCUCCAGCGGGGUUCAUGUCGUUGUCGGCACCCCCGGUCGGGUGUUUGACAUGCUGCGAAGGCAGUCUUUGCGGCCGGACUACAUCAGAAUCUUCGUGCUGGAUGAGGCCGACGAGAUGCUCUCCCGUGGUUUCAAAGAUCAGGUCGGUCGGCUCCCUCUUUCUUCUUGCAAUCUCUGGUGAAGGACCGUUGACUGACUGACUGAGUUGAGUGGGUUGGGUGGGUGGGUCUUCUUCCUCGAUCAGAUCUACGACAUAUUCCAGCUGCUGCCGCCGAAGAUCCAGGUGGGGGUGUUCUCGGCGACGAUGCCGCCGGAGGCGCUGGAGAUCACGCGCAAGUUCAUGAACAAGCCGGUGCGGAUCCUGGUGAAGCGCGACGAGCUCACGCUGGAGGGCAUCAAGCAGUUCUACGUGAACGUGGAGAAGGAGGACUGGAAGCUGGAGACGCUGUGCGAUCUCUACGAGACGCUCGCCAUCACGCAGAGCGUCAUCUUCGUCAACACCCGCCGGAAGGUCGACUGGCUUACCGACAACAUGCGCAGCCGCGACCACACCGUCUCCGCCACGCACGGCGACAUGGACCAGAACACGCGCGACAUCAUCAUGCGCGAGUUCCGAUCGGGUUCCUCCCGCGUGCUCAUCACCACCGAUCUCCUCGCCCGCGGCAUCGACGUCCAGCAGGUCUCCCUGGUCAUCAACUACGAUCUCCCCACGCAGCCGGAGAACUAUCUCCACCGGAUCGGCCGCAGCGGCCGCUUCGGCCGCAAGGGCGUCGCCAUCAACUUCGUCACCCGCGAAGACGAGCGCAUGCUCUUCGACAUCCAGCGCUUCUACAACGUCACCAUCGAAGAGCUCCCCUCCAACGUCGCCGAUCUCCUCUGA
This is a messenger RNA of Spirodela intermedia, 1547 nucleotides long. The record is from the annotation of a GenBank genome assembly. Lineage: Eukaryota; Viridiplantae; Streptophyta; Magnoliopsida; Alismatales; Araceae.